AUGAAAGCAAUGUGUGUUGAAAAACUUGCUGUUUAUCCACCAUGGGAUCGUUUUGCUGUACGUGAUAUGCGCCAAACUGUUGCUGUUGGUGCUAUUAAGGAUGGCGAAAAGAAAAUAUCGAUAUCUGGUAAAGUGGCCAUAAUAACUACUUCUGCUACUAAUAAGAAAGAAAAGAAAUACGAUGAGGGGUACUUUCGCAAACAUACAUCACCACAGCAUUACAAAUUUAAACAAAUUCAAAUACAAAUGGUGCCAUUCAAUAUUAUUGUUCGUCUAUUUAUAGAAACUCAUUGGGAACGACGAUGA
Messenger RNA from Rotaria sp. Silwood2, 306 nucleotides. NCBI's taxonomy places the organism in Eukaryota, Metazoa, Rotifera, Eurotatoria, Philodinida, Philodinidae. The record is from the annotation of a GenBank genome assembly.